Messenger RNA from Drosophila takahashii, 1009 nucleotides. The record is from RefSeq and is a predicted model, not a curated record. Lineage: Eukaryota; Metazoa; Arthropoda; Insecta; Diptera; Drosophilidae.
AACAAAACCCGGGACUCAGGGCUCCCAAUCUUUUAGUGCGAGCUUUGACAUGAAGAUCGCAGCAGCUGUUAUUACCCUGAUUUCUUGGAUUAUCAGUGGAAAUGGCGAGGCACCCAUACAUGUUUCCUUUCUGGAACCCAAUUGCGGAGUUUCGAUUUCGGGCUCUAGAACUGCAAGAAGCUAUAGCAGUAAUAUAAUCCAUGGUCGCCCGGCAGAUAUGUUUGGUAAUCCAUGGAUGGCAUUGAUAAAUAGUCAGAGAACUAUGUGUGGUGGAUCGCUUAUAACAAACCGAUUUGUGCUUAGUGCUGCCCAUUGCCGAAGUAAUACUCCCACUGUAGUAUACCUAGGGGAGUUCGACAGAUCAACCAUCACUGAUUGUACCACCACAACCUGCAUGCCAAACGUCAUUGGAAUACCCGUCGAUGCUCAGAUAACUCACCCAAGAUAUGUUCAUCACUCCCAGAAUGAUAUAGCUCUCUUUCGACUGUCCAGGCAGGUGGAGUAUACAGCCUUCAUAAAGCCAAUUUGUCUGCUGACCAACUACAAUCCCUUGGAUCACAUCAGAUCCUUGACUGCCACGGGAUGGGGCACUACAGAAACCGGAGCCACUAGCAGCAUUUUAAGGACAGCCAUCUUGACGCAAGUGGAUCGAUCGUAUUGCUCAGCCAUAUAUGGUAACAUAGUGGAUCGAUCCCAUAUCUGCGCCGGCGACUAUAACUCGCAUACAUGCAUGGGUGACUCUGGGGGUCCAAUUUCCGCUAUGAUACCAAUUGGCGGUUCAAACCGUGUCGUUCAGCUUGGAAUUGUCAGCUAUGGCGACGUCGAGUGCAGACAACUGGGGGUUUAUACGAAUGUCAACCAUCAUAUUAACUGGAUAGCGGAAGUUGUACGACAAGCUCCGAACGUAGAGCGUUCUUUUAUCAACCCAGGACAACCUCAGCCAACUCAACGUCCAUUUAUUAACCAAGGACCAAAUUACUAUUAUUUUCCUUGGGUUUACAUUGGAUGA